Molecule: messenger RNA, 8331 nt
Organism: Stegostoma tigrinum
Lineage: Eukaryota; Metazoa; Chordata; Chondrichthyes; Orectolobiformes; Stegostomatidae
Gene: cul9
Product: cullin-9
Exons: 40
Coding region: 185-7867 (2560 amino acids)
Biological process (GO): ubiquitin-dependent protein catabolic process
Molecular function (GO): zinc ion binding; ubiquitin protein ligase binding
Source: RefSeq, a predicted model, not a curated record
GUAGUCGUUUCUGCGCCACGGAAGCGGGUGGGGGGGGAGAAAACGCGGAGAAGUCGGCGGUGGACUGACCCCGGCUCCGAGGUACAGGCUCUGAUCUGCCCAGAAAGACAGAUCUCGGCGAAAGCGACUGGUUCCGGCCAGGGGAGAGCCCAGAGGCAGGCCCUAAGCCGUAGAUACGAACAGAAUGGGUGAACGGCGCAGCAAAAACCUUUUGGUCCAGCUGGGACCCAAAAUGCAGGCUUACCCAGAAGAGCUGAUCCGCCAACGCCGUACGCAUGAUGGCCUAACAGAGUAUCUCAUUCGCUGGAAUGUGCUGACUGUUGAUGAUAGUGGAGGAGGAGGUGGCAGCAGCAGCAAUGGAGGAAACAGUUCAUCUAGUGACAGUAAAGUGGAUAAUAUAUUGAUGUGGAUGUCAGCUGAAGAUGUAUAUGCCAACUGUCCUACGCUUCUUGGGAAACGGAAACCAGAGGGUCAAAGAGUAAAAGAAGAACAGGAACCAAGUGCCAGAUCUUGCCCAGUGAGUGCAGACUCUGAUGUCACGUUUGAUGAUGUAGAGUUACUUGAUAUGAAGGAGGACGUAAAGCAUUUAGUACAACGAGCCAGGCGACAGAUGUCUCGUAAACCUGGACCAGACUCAUCCUUGAAUAUUUCUCACACAAUUCAUGUUCUGAGUGCCUAUGCUAGUAUUGGCGCACUGGUGGGGGUGUUCAAAGAGACAGGAGCUUUGGAUGUGCUUAUGGAAUUACUCUGUAACAAGGAAACGCAAACACGCCGGAGUGCUGGGAAGAUGCUCAGAGCUCUUGCUUCGCAUGACGCAGGUAGCCGGGCAUAUGUUCUCCUCUCACUGAGCCAGCAGGAUGGGAUUGAACAACACAUGGAUUUUGACAAUCGUUACACCUUGCUGGAAUUGUUUGCAGAAACCACUUCUUCCGAAGAACAUGGAAUUUCAUUUGAAGGAAUUCACCUCCCUCAGAUACCGGGGAAACUCUUAUUUUCUUUGGUAAAACGCUAUCUGUGUGUCACCUCCCUAAUGGACAAGUUGAAUAACAGUGGGCAAGAUCUAAGUGGAGAGCGCCAGGACUGCACUGCCUCACAUGUGCCAGAACAAGCUCGGCUGCUCCGAGAGUUUGAAGUCACCAUGGCGAUGGCAAAUCUGAUUUCCGAAUUAGUUCGUGUCAUGGGCUGGGACCGGAACAAAGAACCUGAUUUUAUGGUGGGGUCAGUAGGAGAAGAACUGCCUAGGAACAUUAAAUCAAUAUUUCAGCCACGGAACAUGGUUGCCAGUAACUUAAUGAUAUCACAGCCACGCAAAAAAACAGUAACGACUUACAAAACCCGUUCAAACUUUGCCAGCCGGAGCAGUUAUGUGGAAUAUAUACAGGAGAAUUUAAAAACAGGCAUGACUGUGAAAAUGUUGGAGGAUUAUGAACAAGUUAGUUGUGGAGAUGAAGGAGAGUUUAGGUACAGCAAUGAUGGAACCCCUCCUGUACAGGUUUUCUGGCACCAGUUAAGUAGAACAUAUUGGGUGCACUGGCACAUGAUUGAAAUCAUUGGGGAUGGAACAAGUGGACAGGUGGAGAAGGAAUCGCAGGAGAAAGCUUCGUCGCUGACUGAAAACCUUAAACUAACAACAGUUGCCCAGACGUUUUUCCAUAAGCCACCAGGUGGAUUAUACUCGCUGCCUUAUCUGUCAGAGAGCAUUGCUGAGGAUUCCUCCACGCUCAGCCGCUCAGAAUGGUGGGAGGUGCUUUUCUUCAUCAAGAAGUUGGAACCAAAACAGCAGCAAGAAGCUCUUGACAUCAUUAGACAGAACCUGGAAGAUCAGAUUUCAGAAAUGGAUGAGAGUGUGUUGAUUCAGUUGACUGUACCAUCAGAACUUGCACAGAAGCUGCUUCAGUUCUUGAGACCCUUUUGCCCUUCAGCCUACCUGAAUGACCUAGAGUGUUCCCAUGUUUACACUAAACACUACUUAAAAAGGAAAGGGCUGGAUCAAGACAGCCUCUCAAGUGCGUUAACCAACGUUGAAUAUGUUUCCCUGCCUGGCACCGCUGGUUCAGUUGUUACGGGAUCAUCUGUCUCCCAGUCGAAGAAAGCCAAGAAAGAGAUUUCUCCAGAUACCACAAACACCACGACUAUUUCUAUCAAAAAUGAUGCUACACAACCACUAGAGAUGGGAAAAAUGGAGGAGUUGGAGCUACCUGAUGAUCUUGAAGAGAAACUGAAAGUUUUCAGCUGCCCAAAAGUAACUGGACGCAAGACGAAUUUGGAGAAGAUGGGAGAGGUGGUAGAGAUCAUGAAGAAGUCAAACUCUGAUAUCAGUUUGCAGGUUGCAGGUUUCAAGUUCAUUACUAAAAUGUUGGAAGAGGACAGCACGCGGGAGAAGGUGGCUCUGAAAGUGGAUUCUGGCCUUAAUCAAAGGGACAAACUGAUCAAAGUGCUUGUGGAAGAAUUGACCAGUUUGUCCAAGGAAAAGCCCCUGGUUGUCACCUGUUUGCGGCUGAUUUACAUCCUCAUGCAGCGAUAUGACUGGAGAGCCUUGUUUGCCACGGAGGGAGGGAUCAAGAGUGUUCUUUCCUGUAUGCAAGAGCACAAGAAUUCAGCACUUGUUCAGCAGGCUGCUCUAGCUGCUCUGAAAAUCUUGACUGGAGCCAGCAAAUAUGACAUGCGAACUAAGAGUGUUCGGCCUCACCUGGCAGAUGCCGAUGCCCAGAUCAUCCUUGAAAUCUUUGCCAGUAUAGGUUCAGCCUCCACCCAGGAUUCCAAAGGGCUGCUCAGUGUUAUUCCUGCUGCUGUUGCGAAAAUGAUGAACACCUCAGGGUGUUCCUCUGCAGUUCAGGAUGGCUUGUUAAUUGUCAUUAUGCUGGUUUCUAAUCACAAAAGUCUUGCUGAGUUAUUGGUAUCUUGUGAUAUCUGCCCAAUUCUGUAUAGCUGUAUUGGAAACGGAAGCAGUUCCACAGGCAGUCAUCAACAGAUGCUAGCUAUCAUGGCCCUCAGUAACAUCUCUCUGAACCACAAACUCUCCACUGGAAUUGAAAAUAAAGGAUCAAAAGAGGCUCUAAAUCUAAAGGAUGCUGAAUUGAAGAUGCUGCUUGUGAGUUUAAAGGAGCAGAGUGGUGCCAAAGAAAUCAUUCUUUCACUGGAACGUUGGAUUUGUGAUGAGACAACUGGGCUGGAAACUCAGAUUGAAGACAUCAUGAAAGAUAAAGAAGCCUUCCAGUCACUGUUGCAGGGAUUGGACCAUUUCCGCUCUGAGAAAGCUGUACAACAAGCCAUCAUACGAAUUUUGAGCAAGUUUUUGGAUAAUUAUCUGGAAGACCUGUUGCCCUGGCAUGAAAGCAUUGAACCAUGCUUGUCGUCCAUGACUGCCUAUAAUAAUGACAGAGAGGUACUACAGGAUUUCAUCAGGUUUCUGCAUAGGCUAGCAACAGUGAACAAGGAUUAUGCAGUUGUCAUGUGUCGUCUUGGGUCAAAAGAAAUUCUGUCAAAGGCACUGGACAAACACAGUUCUGCUUUACUGCUCGCUGGAGAGCUCAGAGAUCUUGUCAGCGACUGUGAGAAAUAUGCAAGCCUUUACAAGAAAAUGACCACCAGUAUCCUGGCUGGAUGUAUACAGAUGGUUUUGGGACAAAUUGAGGAGCACAGACGCAGCCAUCAACCAAUCAAUAUCCCCUUCUUUGAUGUAUUCCUGAGGAACCUCUGUCAAGGUCUGUCCGAACGGCUCAAUGAUAACAGACUGAAUCACGGUUCCAGUGUGGAGUUGAAAGAGGACAAGUGUUGGGAGAAAGUGGAGGUCUCCUCCAAUCAUCACAGAGCAACCAAGCUAACUGACAAGAACUCUAAAACAUACUGGGAAUCAAAUGGCAGCACGGGGUCCCAUUACAUUAAUAUUUACAUGCACAAAGGGGUAGUUAUCAGACAGCUGACCUUGGUGGUUGCGAGCGAAGACUCUAGUUAUAUGCCGGCUCGUGUAGUGGUGAUGGGUGGAGAUGAUCCCAGUAAUAUCAAUACCGAACUAAAUACAGUGAAUGUGGCACCCACUGCCAGCCGUGUUUUACUGCUGGAAAAUAUGACCCGUUACUGGGCAAUUAUUCAAAUUCGGAUCAAGCGAUGCCAGCAGGGAGGGAUUGAUACUCGUGUUCAUGGAUUCGAAGUUCUGGGACCAAAGCCAACCUUCUGGCCAGUUUUCAAAGAGCAGCUAUGCUGCCGGACUUACCUCUUCUACACGACGAAGGCCCACACGUGGUGCCAGGAGAUUCAGGAGGACAAAAUGCAGUUGCUGCAGCUUUUCAAUAAGUUAAACAGUGCUUUACGUCAUGAGCAGAUGUUUGCUGAUCGUUUCCUUCCAGAUGCAGAAGCAGCUGAAGCUUUGGGACGAACUUGUUGGGAGGCUUUGAUCAAUCCCAUUGUAUUCAGUAUCACAGCUUUGGACUAUACUAAUCCAAGCCCAUUAUCCUGGCUGCUGAGUGAAUAUCUGGAGAAUUCAGAAGUUUCGAAGCGGGGCAAAGGCCGAGCAACCAUCUUUAAUUCCAGGGUUCGGCGCCUUUGCCACCUUCUGGUUCAUGUAGAUACCAGUCGGAUUGAAAUAGAAGACAUAAAGCCAGCUGCUAAACCUGAUGGUAAAAACAAAUCAAAAGACAGCAGCAGCAACAGCAGCUCUGGAACUGUGAAAGGGCAGAUGGUGAGCAAGCCCAGCAGCAUCUCCGGAAUAGCACAGUGUUGGCAUGAAGUCGUACAGCAACAGGUGAAACGAUUCCUGGAUGGAGCAUGGAAUUCUCCUGAUUUUGUCAGACGUUACAGGGACAUGUACCUGAAGUUGAAGAAUGCCAUGGAGGAACUGUUUGGGCAGCAGACCGCCUUUGUAUUAGCACUGCGAAAGGGCUUCUCAGCAGCACUGCUUCAGCUGUCCCAUCUUACUGCCAUGCACGUCAGUGAACGGUUCGCACAGUACAUUGAUCAACGUAUCCAAGAAAGUGAAAUGAACACAAGCAAUGUGGAAACACUAAACCAGCUGCAGCAGUUCCUGGAGCCGAUGCUGUUCCUCUCUGGACUGGAGCUUGCUAACAUGUUUGAACAUUUCUACAGAUACUAUCUGGCGGAUCGCCUUCUGGGCCAGGGGAAAGUGUGGUUGGAGCGAGCUGUGAUCGAUCAUAUUGGGACCUGUUUUCCCAGUAGAUACCCUCAGCAGAUGCUGAAGAAUCUGACUGCAUCAGAUGAGCUGCAACAGGAAUUCCAUCUUUAUAGGUUGCAACAACUUGACAAGAAACUGGAAGAUCUGGAUGAUGACAUGAUGGAAGAUCAGCCGCCUAUUACCGAAGAAGAAAUGGAUUUAAAAGUUCUUGUGCUUUCUCCACGCUGUUGGUCCAUAUCUUUCCUCUGUUAUCUUGAUGAUCCGAGAGCAUUCUUCCCAUCUGCCCUCAGCAAUUUCCUGGAGGAGUUCUCUGACUUCUACACCAUUAGUCAGAAUGUUUAUGGGCUCAGCAGCACAAAGCCUCGACGGUUACAGUGGACGUGGCUAGGACAUGCUGUCAUCACCUUUGGAUCGUUGACUUUGCGUGUGUCUACUCUGCAAAUGUACAUCCUACUGCACUUUAAUGAACAGGAGGAAAUUCCUGUGGAGACCAUCUUGAAAUCGACAGGUUUGUCCCCAGUUUUGAUUAGUCAUGCACUGGAACCCCUGAUAGGAGAAAAUGACAUCCUUGUGCAACCAGGCACUGACAAAAACAGACUCAAAGGAAUCCUGAGGUUGAAUGAAAAAGUAUUAUGCAGAGGAUCAGCAAAUAAGCAGUACUGUUCAUUGCUGCCAAAACAAACCUAUUUAAAUGUGGAUGAAGAUGCUGCCAGCACAUUAGAACGCAAGAGAAAUGUUAUCUAUUGCAUGAUUGUACAGAUCAUGAAAUCUGAGAAGGAACUUCAUAUCGACAAUCUUGUAUUCAAGGUAAUUGAAAGGUGUCAGAACCAGGAAUCCAGUUUAGCGCAUAAGUUCCUUCACUUUAACUGCAGCAAUAUGGACGUUCUGUCUUGCAUCAUGCAUCUCAUCAACAAAGGUUACAUCAGACGGAAUGACGACAACCCUCACAUUCUGGAGUAUGUGCUUGAGGACCCAGCAACCCCUCGGAAAGGACAAGCACAGACAAUAUUCAGAAAACUUGGAACAAAACCCAUGGAGCCAAAUGACAAAGAGAAUCUGUCCUUAUUUAGCUUUAGCAGCGGUUUUGAGGCUGGGUCACGGAGCUCAGAAGAAGGAGUGCUGGAGACAGUGCUCAUGUCGAUGGGCCGAACCAUGAGUCAAGAGGAGGUGCAGCAACUGAUGAACCAGACUGUCCUGCAGGUUGCGGACACACUCAGCAUCUCCACUGAUAUGUCACAGCACUUGCUCAUGCACAGCAAGUGGAACGUUGACUUGUUGGUGCAGCGAUAUGCUGAAGAUCGUGAGGUCCUUCUGUUGGCGGCAGGACUUCAGGUCCGGAACCCACAACCACUUCACAGUCCCAUCACCCAGUGUCCAGUUUGUCUCAACCUGCUUACUAAUGAAAGUGAAGCUGCUCCCACUCUUUGCUGCAUGCACUACUGCUGUAAGUCCUGCUGGAAAGAGUAUUUAAUAACGAGAAUUGAGCAAAACCUGGUGCAGAAUUGUACGUGCCCAAUCUCUGACUGCCCUGCACAGCCAACCAAUGAAUUUAUCUCAUCUAUCAUCAGUGACAGUGAGAUUGCAGCUAAGUAUUCAAAAAUAUUGCUGCGAGGGUAUGUAGAAUGUUGUUCAAAUCUCACUUGGUGCACCAAUCCGCAGGGCUGUGAUCAGAUUCUCUGUAAGGAGGGGAUAGGCAGCGUUGGUACCUGUUCCAAGUGCUGUUGGUCCUCUUGCUUCUCCUGCAAUUUCCCAGAGGCACAUUACCCGGCUAGCUGCAGCCAUAUGUCACAGUGGAUGGAUGACGGUGGUUACUAUGAGGGAAUGACGAUGGAAGCACAAAGCAAGCACCUGGCAAAACUUAUUUCCAAGCGCUGCCCAAGUUGCCAUGCCCAGAUUGAGAAAAACGAAGGUUGUCUUCACAUGACAUGUGCGAAAUGUAAUCAUGGAUUCUGCUGGAGAUGCCUGAAGCCAUGGAAACCGACACACAAAGAUUACUACAACUGCUCAGCAAUGGUCAGCAAGGCAGCACGGCAAGAAAAACGGUUUCAUGAUUACAAUGAGAGAUGCACUUUUCACCAUCAGGCAAGGGACUUUGCUGUUAAUUUGGAAGCAAAAGUAUCUGCAAUAAAUGAAGCCUUGCAAAUGAAAUCACUAACAUUUGUUAUUGAUGCCUGUAAGAUGCUUGCUCAGGCAAGAAAGGUAUUGGCCUAUUCGUGUGUGUACAGUUACUAUAAUCAGGACACUGAAAAGAUGGAUAUAAUGGAACAACAGACAGAAAACUUGGAGCUGCACACCAAUGCCCUGCAGAUUCUUUUGGAGGAGACGCUGCUACAGUGCGUGGACCUGGCCUCCUGCAUUCGUCUGCUCAAACCAGAACACUUGAACACGGGUCUGGAACUGAUCCGCAGGAUACAGGAGCGGCUGCUUGGCAUCCUGCAGCACUCCACUCAGGAUUUCAGAGUGGGGUUUCAGCCGAAGCAGGGAGUCGAUCAAAAUGAAGUUCAGUCCACAGAUCUUUCAAACACAGUACCAUCUGAUUCCAUAAAAGAAGUGAAGUCGGGCAGUCAGACUGAGGAAGAGGAUGGAGAAUAUGAUGAUGAUGAUGAUGAUGAAUAUGUCCCGGAGUGGCAUGAUACAUACGAUGAGGAAGAAGAUAUUGAUGAAGAUGAUUUUUCAGAUGAUGAAUCAGAGAAUCUAGAGAGAGAUUUCUUUUACCUAGAAGACGAUGUUUAUGACUAAAGAGAGUUGAGAUUUUUAUAUAUAUAUAUAUAUAUAUAUAUAAUAUUCUGAAUAAGUGGACAAUUUGAAGAAAUGUAAUUCAUUGUAGUCAAAUGAAAAUAUCUUAGUCCCAUGCAGUACCAUAGACUUCUUUUGUUAUGCCACUUCUGGUUAACUGGCUUCACUUUGAUUUGUUUUUUUUUUGAUGUUCGGGUUCAAAAAUACACAGACACACACCUGAGGAGAGACUGUCUUUCCCUUUUAUUUUGUUAACACAUCUCACCACCCCACCUCGGAGAAAACUACUGAUAAACUGCUCCUGAGCUGUUUAUGGGAAAUGUUUGCUGAAUUCAGUUAAAAGAAAUUAAGGACACUGAAGUCUCCACUUAGCAGAAAGCUUCUAUUGUUCAUAUAUAAUGUUCUGUUUUUCUGACAAAUUACAUUUAUGCCAGUUACAUAAAUAAAACACUUUCUAAUGUAUAAAA